Funneliformis caledonium is the source of this 1528-nucleotide messenger RNA. The record is from the annotation of a GenBank genome assembly. NCBI's taxonomy places the organism in Eukaryota, Fungi, Glomeromycota, Glomeromycetes, Glomerales, Glomeraceae.
AUGGAAAUUGAGUCAACAGAUGUGAUUCGAUUAAUUUUACAAUUUUUGAAAGAAAGUAACCUUCCAAAUAGUUAUGCUGCUUUGCAGGAAGAAUCUACCAUAGCUCUUAACACUGUUGAUUCGAUAGAAUCAUUUACUGAUGAAAUUAUACAAGGACAUUGGGAUGUUGUAUUGCGCACGGUAUCUAAUUUGAAAAUACCACAGAGAAAGUUAAUUGAUCUUUAUGAACAGAUUGUUUUAGAAUUAAUCGAAAUGAGAGAAUUAGGAGCAGCCAGAACUUUAUUAAGGCAAACAGAUCCAAUGCAGCUUUUAAGAGAUCAUCAUUCUGAACGAUAUCUUCAUCUUGAACAUUUACUUGCUCGAACAUGGUUUGAUCCAAAAGAGGCAUAUCCAUCAGGAAUAACAAAGGAAAAGAGGCGUCAAGUUAUUGCACAAGAGCUUUCUAGUGAAGUUACUGUGGUUCCACCUUCAAGACUUUUGUCACUUCUUGGACAAGCUUUGAAAUGGCAACAACAUCAAGGAUUAUUACCGCUGGAUGCUGCAUUCGACCUUUUUAGAGGGUCAGCGCCCACAACAAAAGCUGAGGAUGAUGCGGUUCCUACGAAGUGUUAUACCACCAUUAAGUUCCUAAAAAAAAAUCACGCAGAGGCUGUAGCAUUUUCGCCCGACGGACAAUAUUUGGCCACAGGUAGUUUAGAUGGAUUUAUCGAAAUAUGGAACUAUUUAACUGGAAAACUUCGAAAGGAUUUUAAAUACCAAGUAGAGGAUAAUCCCAUGUUAAUGAAUGAUCCCGUAUUAUGUCUAAACUUUAGCAGAGAUAGUGAAAUGCUUGUGUCUGGUGCACAGGAUGGAACUAUUAAGGUCUGGAAAAUUCAAACAGGCCAAUGUACGAGAAGGUUUUCUCCAGCUCAUAGUCAAGGUGUGACUUCUGUAUGUUUUAACCGGGAUGGGAGUCAGGUUUUGAGCACCAGUUUCGAUCAUACUAUCAGGCUUCAUGGAUUGAAAUCUGGCAAAACUUUAAAAGAAUUCCGUGGACAUACUUCAUUCGUUAAUAAUGCGAUAUUCUCGCAUGAUAUGUCAAGAAUAUUAAGUGCAAGCAGUGAUGGUACCGUAAAGAUUUGGGAUAGUAAGUCAGCUGAAUGUCUACAUACUAUAUCUCCGCAAAUUGGUCGUAGUCGAGAUAAUUCAUCAAUUGCUGGAGGAAGAACGGUUAAUUGUGUGGUUCAAAUGCCAAAAAAUGCUGAUCAAGUUAUAGUUUGUAACAAAAGUUCGAUAGUUUAUUUGAUGACAUUAAGAGGACAGAUAAUUAAAUCAUUCAAUUCGGAAAAGAAAGUUGAUGGUGAUUUUGUUAGUUGUACAGUAUCCUCUCAAGGAGAUUUUAUUUAUUGUAUAGGCGAAGAUUCUAAUUUAUAUUGUUUUAAUGUGCAAACUGGAAAAUUAACUUCAACAAUAAAGUUAUCUGAUGCCGAUGUUAUUGGAUUUUCGCAUCAUCCGUUCUCAAAUAUUUUAGCCACUUAUGCUGACGAUG